UCUUGGUAGGAAGUGGCCACUGCAGAUGGUGGGGACCAGGUUUCACUGAGGACCCUCCCUCUCUCCGUUCCCAUCCACGGUUCUCCCCCACCAAGGGCAUGAGGCUGGCAGAGGGCCCGGUCACCCUCAGGACGCCCAUCUUGCUGCUUGGGCUCUGGGUGGUGCUGGGUCCCGCCCAGUGUUCUGAAGGUCAUCCCUCCUGGCGCUACAUCUCCUCGGAGGUGGUGAUUCCCAGGAAGGAGCUGCACCAUGGCAAAGCCGUGCUGGCAGCAGGCUGGCUCUCCUACAGCCUGAGGUUCGGGGGCCAGAGACACGUCCUCCACAUGCGGCGAAAGAGACUCUUUUGGCCUGGACAGCUGGUGGUGAUGACGCAGGAUGACCAGGGGGCCUUGCAGGUGGACUACCCCUAUUUCCCUCUCGACUGUUACUACCUGGGCUACCUGGAGGACGUCCCUCUCUCCAUGGUCACCGUGGACACGUGCUAUGGGGGCCUGGAAGGCAUCAUGAAGGUGGAUGACCUGGCCUAUGAAAUCAAACCCCUCAAGGAUUCCCUGAGGUUUGAGCACAUCAUUUCUCAGAUCGUAGCCGACACUAACGCCAUAGGACCCAUGUCCACGCUGGGACACAAGGCUGAGAGGCACCCACCUUUCUCUGACCCGAACCCCAGUGCAGCCUCCAGGAUCAGCAAACGCUGCCUCUUCAGAGAAAUAGAGUAUUCAAACAGUAGCCUGACACCCAUUCGAUGUGGAAACUCUGUGGUGGAAGACAAAGAGCAGUGUGACUGUGGGACCUUCAAGCAGUGUUACACCAACCCAUGCUGCAACAGUGACUGCCACUUUACACCUGGGAGCAUUUGUAACAGGGAAACCUGCUGCACAAACUGCACCUACACGCCCGCGGGGACGCUCUGCAGACCAAUCCAGAAUAUCUGUGACCUUCCCGAGUACUGCAAGGGGAAGGACACGCGGUGCCCCAGUGAUUUUUAUCUGCAAGAUGGAACCCCAUGCACCGAGGACAGCUACUGCUACCAUGGCAAUUGUACGGACCGCAGUAUGCACUGCAAGGAGAUCUUUGGGGAAGGGGCGCUGAACUCUCCCGACGUCUGCUAUCGCAUAAAUAAAAAGGGCCACCGAUUUGGACACUGUAAAGUUAAUCUUGACUACGAAAUAACACCUUGUGCUGAUGCUGAUGUUAAGUGUGGACGCCUACAGUGUGUCCACGUCACUCAUCUGCCUCGGUUGCAGGAACAUGUGGGGUUCCAUCACUCCAUAUUAGGGGGGGGUUCUUGUGUUUUGGGGUGGGUGCACACCGUGCGACAGAAACAACUGAUGUUGGUAUUGUGAGACCUGGUACUCCCUGUGGGGGUGGAAAGUU
Eptesicus fuscus (big brown bat) is the source of this 1374-nucleotide messenger RNA. RefSeq names its product disintegrin and metalloproteinase domain-containing protein 21-like. Bases 99 to 1343 code for a protein of 414 amino acids. Gene Ontology annotation, biological process: male gonad development. NCBI's taxonomy places the organism in Eukaryota, Metazoa, Chordata, Mammalia, Chiroptera, Vespertilionidae. The record is from RefSeq and is a predicted model, not a curated record. Gene Ontology annotation, cellular component: external side of plasma membrane; sperm head plasma membrane; plasma membrane. The transcript is spliced from 2 exons.